Lucilia cuprina (Australian sheep blowfly) is the source of this 515-nucleotide messenger RNA. RefSeq lists its product as uncharacterized. The coding region runs from base 169 to 495 and encodes 108 amino acids. The transcript has 2 exons. The record is from RefSeq and is a predicted model, not a curated record. NCBI's taxonomy places the organism in Eukaryota, Metazoa, Arthropoda, Insecta, Diptera, Calliphoridae.
UCUUAUGGCAAACGUUGAACGGAGCGGUUCGUUGUUGUUUUAAAUUCAUAAAAGCAAACUCGGUCGAAUAAAUUUAAAUAUUAAAUAAUUUAUAUGAAUCACUUAUAAAUUUGUUUAAAUAUUAUAUAGAAAAAUAUUAUUUAUUUAUAAAACAAAAUAUAAAAUAAAAUGAAAUUAUUAAAUAAAUUCAAACACCUCUUUGUAGAGGUUUUACUAAUCGUUUUAUUGAUCAAUUUGACAAGCUGUCAUAUGCAAGAGGCACCUACCACAGCGCCCGCCACCCAGACACACUGGCAGCGACCAGUGCAGCACGCAACGCGCAAUACGGUAACGCGUUGGAAAGUGAAUCAAACUCCUUCAACAUCGUCGUCUGUCUCAACAAACCAUAACUGUGAUUAUAAAGAAUUAAUAACGAAUUUACAUGAUCGCGUUAGCUUAUUGGCCACAGUGGAUGAGGAUCUACGCAAACGCUUGGAUAAUAUUGAAAAGAAGUGAGUCACUAAUAUUGUUUUUUA